Molecule: messenger RNA, 1500 nt
Organism: Cooperia oncophora
Lineage: Eukaryota; Metazoa; Nematoda; Chromadorea; Rhabditida; Trichostrongylidae
Source: the annotation of a GenBank genome assembly
AUGGAGAAGACGGAGGAGCAAGCUCAAAAAAAAAAAAUUGUGCUUUACGCCUCUCGGAUCAGGCCAAGAAGUGGGGCGUUCAUGUCAUCUCCUCCAUUUCAAAGGGAAGAAAAUCUUGCUGGAUUGUGGUGUUCAUCCUGGAAUGCACGGAGUAGAUGCCUUCCUUUUGUUGAUUUCAUAGACAUUGAAGAAAUAGAUCUUCUGCUGCUUUCAAAUACCAUCCAACUCUUACAUUAUCAGAUCACCCACUUUCACCUCGAUCACUGUGGUGCUCUUCCGUGGUUGUUGGAGAAGACUGGGUUUCAAGGAAAGUGCUUCAUGACCCAUGCAACGAAAGCAAUCUAUAGAAUGCUCUUAGGAGAUUACAUCAAGGUUGCUAAAUAUGGCGGAGGAAGUGAUCGUAGUAUGCUGUACACUGAUGAAGACUUAGAAAGAAGCAUGGAGAAGAUUGAGGUCAUAGAUUUCCACGAACAAAAAGAGGUCAAUGGAAUCCGAUUCUGGCCAUACGUUGCUGGUCACGUUCUUGGCGCCUGCAUGUUCAUGAUCGAAAUAGCAGGUGUUCGAGCAUUGUAUACGGGUGACUUCUCAAGAUUAGAAGAUCGGCAUUUGUGCGCAGCUGAACUACCAACGAUUACACCCGAUGUCCUGAUUUCGGAAUCAACAUACGGUACACAAAUUCAUGAGGAACGAGGUGAGCGUGAGAAACGGUUCACUCAGAUGGUGCAUGACAUCGUUGGCAGAGGAGGACGUUGCUUGAUCCCUGCGUUUGCUCUUGACGCUUCAUCUCUUGCCAAGAAAUGUAUGGCAGUUUACCAGACAUUCGUUAGUGGAAUGAAUCAGCGCAUUCAGAAGCAAAUAGCGGUCAGCAAUCCCUUCAUUUUCAAGCACGUCAGCAAUCUAAAGGGCAUGGAACAUUUCGAGGAUUCAGGGCCGUGCGUCGUAUUGGCUAGUCCCGGUAUGUUACAAAACGGUCUCAGCAGAGAGCUCUUUGAGAAGUGGUGUACCGAUGCCAAAAACGGUUGUAUCAUUGCCGGUUAUUGUGUGGAAGGUACACUUGCAAAGCAUAUUCUCUCUGAGCCUGAAGAGAUUGUGGCUAUGAACGGCGAUCGUCUACCGAUGAGAUUGCAGGUCGGGUAUAUUUCUUUCUCUGCCCAUACGGACUUCCAACAGACGCUGGCAUUUGUGAAACAGCUGAAACCUCCUCACAUGAUUCUGGUACAUGGUGAAAUGCACGAAAUGAGUCGAUUGAAGGCAGGCAUAUUGAGAAGUUUUGAGGAAGAGAACUUAUCUAUUGAGAUUCACAACCCUCGAAAUACGGACACAGUUCGUCUUCAAUUCCAAGGUGUACGAAAAGCAAAGGUGGUUGGAGCAUUGGCAAUCAAGUCCAAUAAGAUUGGAGACAUUGUUAGCGGUAUUUUGAUCAAGCGUAAUUUCAACUAUCAAGUGGUUGACCCGAAGGAAUUGACCGGUAAGUGCACAACUGUUCUCAUUUGUUACUCA